This is a messenger RNA of Aedes aegypti (yellow fever mosquito), 1284 nucleotides long. RefSeq names its product bis(5'-nucleosyl)-tetraphosphatase [asymmetrical] (gene Apf). Gene Ontology annotation, biological process: AMP biosynthetic process; ATP biosynthetic process. Gene Ontology annotation, molecular function: bis(5'-nucleosyl)-tetraphosphatase (asymmetrical) activity. NCBI's taxonomy places the organism in Eukaryota, Metazoa, Arthropoda, Insecta, Diptera, Culicidae. The coding region runs from base 354 to 785 and encodes 143 amino acids. The transcript has 3 exons. The record is from RefSeq and is a predicted model, not a curated record.
UUUGCCGUGAAGAUGCGCACCGCUAUCAUUCAUACAUGCACAAAAGCAGAGACACAACAUCGCGAAUCGGUUUCGGAUCCGGCAGCACAUAAAUAAAUACCUUUCAAGUUCACCGCAUUCGUGUGCUUUCUCUUUGUGGUGGCAAAGAAAACUUUACACCGAAACGACGACCAUUGCAAAUUAAAAAGAAAAAAAUCCUCCACAGCAGACUAGCCGAUCCGCUGAGCUUCCUGUCGUCCGUCCGGACAGCAGCAAUUGAACCGAAGAACCGUCCCUCCCGGCCAUCAAGUAGUAGCCUUCCGCAUUUAAUCGUCAACAUUACGUCCUCAAGCCGGAAACUAUCGGACCUGGUGAUGGCGAAGCGUGCCGCCGGAUUUCUCAUAUUUCGUCGAUUGCGGGAGCGAAUCGAGUAUCUGAUGCUGCAGGCAUCAUACGGACAACACCACUGGUCUCCCCCGAAAGGGCACGUCGAUCCCGGCGAGGACGAUUUUAAGACGGCCCUGCGCGAGACGGCCGAGGAGUCUGGCUACCUGGAGAGUGAUCUCCGAAUUUUCAAGAACCAAACUCGCACCCUCGAAUACAAAGUCAAAGGCCACGACAAGGCGGUCGUCUACUGGCUGGCCGAACUGAUCGACCCGGCCAAGGAAGCCAAACUGUCCGACGAACACCAGGAUCUCAAGUGGCUCGAGCGGGACCCGGCGAUAGAAAUCGCCGGCUACGAGGGCUUUGCCGUCAUGGUACGAUACUUUGAUGACAAAAUCAAACAAAGCUACGACCAGCUGUGAGUGAGUUGAGUACUAAUUUCAUAUAUCCUCUUAAUUAUAAUAUGAUGAUAGCCUAACAAAGACGAAGAACAACGCUAAUAUUUAAAAAUGAGAACGAGUUUUCCUUUCCACUUUUGUCCUAAUACACACGCCUACAAAUAUAUAUCUAUACAUAUUUAAAAUACAGUUAAAUGUAUAUUUAGACGGAAGCAAAAAACAGCACUUCAUGCGUUGUUGGCGAGAGAGAACGUGCAUCAGUUUACAGUUUUUAUCCAAUUAGCUUUUUAAAGCCAAGUGGCUGCGUUUUAAGGAUAUCGGAUGGAAUGGGGCAGAGGGGACGGGAGGACUAUUGGAAUGAGAUCAGGGAAGAUACGCUACAGGAUUUGACCUAAAAACCACAAAAUGGGAUUGCGACAAGUUUUGCUUGCGAAAAUACUGAUUAAUAUUAAUACCUAAUACAUAUGUGACAAAAACAAAAAUCUAAGGCUCAGUGAACGAAAUAAACGAAAGAAUUUCAAUG